Oryzias melastigma (Indian medaka) is the source of this 1352-nucleotide messenger RNA. Its product is annotated as hemicentin-2. Bases 113 to 1288 code for a protein of 391 amino acids. NCBI's taxonomy places the organism in Eukaryota, Metazoa, Chordata, Actinopteri, Beloniformes, Adrianichthyidae. Gene Ontology annotation, biological process: cell surface receptor signaling pathway. Gene Ontology annotation, molecular function: transmembrane signaling receptor activity. The record is from RefSeq and is a predicted model, not a curated record. The transcript is spliced from 7 exons.
CUGGAUCUGGGGAAUAUAUGUGUAUUCCACACCAGAAAAGUGGCAUUUUAUUUAUUUAUUUUUCCAGGAGUUGCAGAGGAGGCGCACAGCUGCUCCUGGACUCCUGAAUAGAAUGAAGACCAUUCUGGUUCCCUCGCUGCUGGGUGUGGCUGCGUCUAUUCUUCACGUUUUUGCCCUUGAAGAUCCACCUGUACUCAUUGUGUCUAUGUGGCCUCCGGGAUCAGAAGUCUACAUUGGCGAGAGUGUAUUUCUUCACUGCAGAAUGGCAUCCAAUUCCUCUUUUGGAUGGACCUACCUCUGGUACCGGGACACACCCCACACCGCCUCCACUCCAAACCUCAGACACUCGGUCUCCGGGGACAGCUAUUCCAUCACGGCGGUAAAAGAGGAGGAUGCAGGCAGUUAUUGGUGCAAAGCAGAACAGCCAGAGAGCAACGUCACAGCUGAGGGGCAGGUUGAGCUCAAAGUGUCGGAAGAGGCCCCUCCCUCACUGACUCUGACUCCUAACACCAGGCACAUCUUCAAAGGGGAAAACCUUUCUGUGCAGUGCCCCACAUCUCCCACAGGCUGGGAGCUGAAGCAUCUUCCUGCAGUCCAUCGUAACAGUACCACGGUAAAUCAGAGAACACCGUGUCCUCCACCAGGAGGGGCUGUUUGCACAGAAAAGUCUGGCGUCUGGCUCCUCACAGCCAGCAGCGGGAGCAGUGGACUGUACUGGUGUGAAGGUGCUGGGGGUCGCAGUAAUGCUGUUAACAUCACAGUGACCUAUGGCAGCAUCCUCCUGAAGACUCCGGCCUUGCCUGUACCCGAGGGGGGUGAAGUGGUUUUGUUCUGUCAGUUCAGAACAGAAAAUCAAACUCAAGCGACAUUUUUCAGGGACGGAAUAGAAAUCGGGACUUUCAAUUCUUCCAGCUCAGAUGGAGCUGUAACUCUCACCAUUGGGGAGGUGAAAAUAACAGAUGAAGGAUCCUACAAGUGUUCGUGUUCAGACAGGAAGAUGGAGAGUUCAGAGAGCUGGCUGUCGGUGUCACCUGACCGAGGUAGCUGGAAAUGGUUUGCCGUGUCCUCCAUCAUAGUGCUUCUGCUUCUCAUUCCUCUCAUAGUUUGGAUAAUUUACCGUAAGAGGCAGCAGAUGGUUUUCUGUCGGAGCUGCUGGCCGCUCACGAAAGGCGUUGUCCCAUCAGUGCCUCUGCCUGAGACCAAGCAGGAUGUGACAGAAGUGCAGUGGGACCUGUCCUGGAUGGAGAUGACCACUCUGAUGGACAAGCAGAUCUAUCCCGGCUCUUAAGGGAGCUGGCCUGUUCGUGCUGACAAUAAACAGUCCGACCGAUCUGUCCGACUGUUUUAUCCUC